AUGGAUAUGCAAGACGUGAAAGUACUUUUUGACGGAUACUCCAAACUAGAAGGUGGAGACUACUAUGCAAAUUGUUCUUGUGUUUUAAUCAAAGGUCCCCACAAUGUUAUCGUUGAUACGAUGACUCCAUGGGACGGAGAUAAAUUGUUGAAUGCUUUAAAAGAAGAAAAUAUUAGUUGCUCUGACAUAAACUACGUAGUAUCAACUCAUGGUCAUUCAGAUCAUACAGGGUGUAAUUAUCUGUUUAAAAACGCUAUCCAUAUAGUAGGUUUCUCGAUUUCUCACAAAGAUAAAUAUCACACAGAUCCAGACUUUAGGAAUGGUGAACACUACAAAAUUAAUGAUAAGAUCAAAGUAAUUCCAACACCAGGACAUACAUUACAAGAUGUCUCCGUAAUUGUAGAAACUGACAAAGGAGUGCUAGCUGUCACAGGAGAUCUGUUUGAGAAAUUUGAUGAUCUUGAUAACGAGUAUAUUUGGUUGUCAGCAGGAAGCGAUUCUGAAAGUUUGCAGAGAGAAAACAGAAUGAAAAUUUUGAAAAUGGCUGAUUUUAUUGUUCCUGGUCAUGGUACUAUGUUUGAGGUUCCAAAGAAAUAUAAGUAA
This is a messenger RNA of Diabrotica virgifera virgifera (western corn rootworm), 603 nucleotides long. RefSeq names its product metallo-beta-lactamase domain-containing protein 1. NCBI's taxonomy places the organism in Eukaryota, Metazoa, Arthropoda, Insecta, Coleoptera, Chrysomelidae. The transcript has a single exon. The coding region runs from base 1 to 603 and encodes 200 amino acids. The record is from RefSeq and is a predicted model, not a curated record.